Messenger RNA from Actinia tenebrosa (Australian red waratah sea anemone), 1720 nucleotides. RefSeq lists its product as uncharacterized. Lineage: Eukaryota; Metazoa; Cnidaria; Anthozoa; Actiniaria; Actiniidae. The record is from RefSeq and is a predicted model, not a curated record.
AAGCACUUUCAAGGAGAAAACAUCAAGGAACUAAUUUAAAAAAAGCAAUAAGAACUCCGUUUGGGAACAAGAAAUUUUCCGUGGCGGUCAGGAAGAAUGUUUUUAUGAUCACUCCAGGAGAUGCACGACAAGUUUUAAAUGUCAGAACGAUAUUGCUUGAUGACUUAAAGUGAAGCGUGCCUUAAAGAGCAAGUCAUGGAUCCCUAAGUCAACAAUGUCCUAAUUUCCUUGUAUGCAACUGUUCUCCGAAUCAUAUUCAAGUUAUUUUAACGUUUUUUCGUGUCAAAUAUAGCAAACAUUCACUAAGGUAUGCGGCUAAUGGCAAAAGGAUGUACAUGUUGGUAAUAAGAUAAGUUUGGAGUAUCGAGUUUCAAAGACAUCACGCAAUUUCAUGACAAAACACUGAAUUUAGGUCGACAAAUGCGUUCUUUGUAAAAGCUGUUCAUUAUGAGCGUGUCGUCUCGGCAACCCUUGAUUCGGAUCAGCAAGAAUGGAGAAAUGAGGCUUAAAAAUAAGGUAGGGGUAGCUAUAUUAAAGGAGAAUGCGCACGAAGACAGGGCUCUCAAUUCACAAAUCGUGGCCCUCAAAAAACAUCAAGAAAGGCAAGAUAAAUACAUGACUUAUAGACAACUAGACUUUGCUACAAAACAAAUCAUUGCUUCAGAAGAAAGACCGCAUACAAUUGCCACAACAAUGGUAAAAAAUGACAGCGYUUUACCUCCGAUUCAUUCGAUAAGCUUGAAUGAAAAUAUAAGGCGAAGAACGAGUGCUGAUCAAGAAGUUGGUGAUUUGAAGCCUCAGAGGAGUAAAGGAACUUGGGAAAAAGCGAUGGCGUUGGUACGAGUUGCUGUACAAAACAAACAAAGGCACGAACUAGCUGAGCAAAGURAGACUUUUAUUACUCAACAGUCUCAGUUAGGGAGACGAGGAGAAUGCAAUGAAAGGAUAAAAGAACUGGGAAGUACGAGUCUUCCGCCAUUGACAACAUCAUAUCAUGACACGACAAUGAGGUAUAGCAGACAUGCGGGACGUCGUGGAAUACAAUCGACCAAGCAGCCAUCUUUCCCUGAAAUSCUAAAAAUGUCGAGAGAAAAAUCAAAAGCGGGACUUCAAGACCCAAGGUUUUUAAAACUAGAAUCGUGUCUUGGGGGAGCACGACGGAAGAGUGUUCGCAGGCGCGAUACAUUAACAACAGACUUGUCGAAGAAAAAUGAAAAGAAACUACAGAAAAUGCAAUAGAGAGAAUAAGAAACGUAACAGCUCCUUACAGAAGAAGAAAGAAAGGAAGAAAAUAAAUUAUUUAAAUUUUGUGUAAUAUAUCAAACACGUUAAUGAGUUUGAGAAAUCAUAUAUGAAUGUCUCGUACGUGCGAAAGGCAAAAAGUGACAUCUUUUGAACUAAUAAUGUUUGCACUAAAAGCUUGUUUACUCUUGCAAUUUGCUUUCAUAAAUAUCCAAAUUACAAAGGCAAUUUUGAUUCAGGAUGUAAAAAGCUUCAUCGUCUAUGACUAAACGUUUGUGUCUGUGUCGAGUCAAAAUGUUAAUAGAUACUAAAAGCUCUAUUGGAAGACUUCAAACAGAUGAAGUGUCUAAUGACUGGCAGGGCAUCACCCUGGUGAUGUUACAUGCAUUUUUGUGAAAUAAAAAGACAAUUUCGGUGUCCGGUAUUUACUAGAAUAAAUGUCAUAUGAAUGAAAAAUAUAAUAGUAUUUKAACUGUUA